Messenger RNA from Fomitopsis serialis, 2878 nucleotides. RefSeq lists its product as uncharacterized. Gene Ontology annotation, biological process: regulation of DNA-templated transcription; DNA-templated transcription. Lineage: Eukaryota; Fungi; Basidiomycota; Agaricomycetes; Polyporales; Fomitopsidaceae. The transcript is spliced from 22 exons. Gene Ontology annotation, molecular function: DNA binding; zinc ion binding; DNA-binding transcription factor activity, RNA polymerase II-specific. The record is from RefSeq and is a predicted model, not a curated record. Bases 232 to 2679 code for a protein of 815 amino acids.
ACAACUUCUAACUGCCAUCAAUACCACCACCAUCUCCACUUCAGAUACAAACCAUGACUCGUGUCUGACGCCUGCUCGGCCUCUUUAACAUACAUACCGACGCCGCCGACGCUAGCUUUUUAGUCUGCAACGGAGACUAGCGCGACGCUAGCAACCUGCUAGCGACCAGCGAUACCGUACUUCAAGACUGGGCGCGUAACGGUCUCCAUUCAGUAAUCCACUUGCUUUCAGAUGUCUGGCAGGCAUGACUAUGGAGACGAGGAUGAGCGAUCUGAAGACGAGUACAUGAGCGGGGGCGCAGGUGGUAGUACCAGUACUGCGAAGCGGACGCCGCGAGCCUGCGACAGGUGUCGGAAAUCCAAGAGCAAAUGUGAGCCUGCAGCAGGCGGGGGAGACCGCUGCAAGGGAUGCGUGGCGGCGGGCGCAGGUGCGAGGCCCUCCUUCCGCCGAGGCCCGCCAAAGGGCUACAUCAAAGCGCUCGAGCGGCGGCUUCACCAGAUGGAGAGUGUGCUCGCCGCCAUCAUGUCCUCCAAGGACCCGCGCACGACCGGGCUCGUCGCCGACCUACGGCGGGACACUCUCGCGAAGCAUAUCCUGGAAGGAGUUGACGCUGGUCCAUUCGGACCGAGCGGGCGAAAGCAGCGGUCCGUCGACCCUACGGAGGACAACUUCUUCGCGUCGAUCGUGAGCCCGACUUUGCGGCAGCAGAGCGAGCGCUCGCGCAGACAGUCGCGCUCCACGCGCGAAAGCGUCAUACAGGCGAGGGAAGGUGACCGUCUGUCGGAGUCGCUCGUGCGGUGGGCUCAGUCACGACAGGCUGCAGACCCGGUACCCAGUGGAUCCUCGCGCGUUCUUCCCGUUCGCCAUGUUGCUCGUGCCCGGGACGAUGGCGCGGAGCCCGCACGGCAGAGACGAAGAACGGUGGCCUCAGCGCCAGGGCACGACCUGUCUUGGGACGAUGUACAUGGCACUGCAGACGAGCUGGACGACACUGCGGACGCCUUCGGCCAUCUGUCACUGACGAGCACCGUUCGGUAUCACGGCAAGUUGAGUGGCAUACACUUGCUUGCGGAGCACCAGCGUGAAGAUAAGCGCAACUUCGGCGGUAUCUGGAAAUUUCCUAUGUCGAAGCUCUGGCCCCCAGCACCGUCCGGCGAGACGGAAUUCAGCAUGCGCGAGAAAGCGAGGCUGAGGGUGGAAGAGAGCAUCCCCGUGCCACCGGUGGAUGUGCAGCUGCACCUCAUACGAUUGUUCUUCACUUAUGUGAACACGUCAUUGCCUGUGUUGGACGAGGAAACAUUCAUGGAGCAAUACAAUGCAGAUAUUAGCUUUGGCACUGAUCCAGGGCCCGCCGUGGAGCCAGAGCGAAUGCAGAAGAUGUCGAAGUUAUUGUUAUUUUCCGUGUUUGCGUUUGCGGCACAGUACUGGGACACUAUCCAAGCGGAACAGUAUGCGGCGAGUGCCAGGAGAUUGCUCGGUAUGGCCGCACGAAUGGCCUUUGAUCUGGGCCUGAAUCGUGAUUCUGAGAAGUGGCUCAACCACGGGCACGCAAUGUUCUCUCGCACGGAGCAAAACAUCCGGAAGAAGAUUGGGAGACCGGUGAUUGUGCACGAGGCCGAUUUCUCAACUAUGCUUCCUCAGGUUACAGAAGUGGAAGACGAAGUCGCAUGGGCACCGAUGCACGCGGGUUCGCAAGGCCAGCGCAUCACAGCUACCCCUGGGUUGCGGCAAAGCUACCAUCGGGCAGCGGCAGCAUUGACUGUCAUUCACGGCGAGAUAGUCGAGAAGAUAUAUCCGGUCACUCGUGUCGAUCCAACACCCCGCCGAGCUCUCAUGGAACGGAUACAUUCGCGGCUGCUCCAGUGGUCUAUCGAUUUACCAGAGGUCUUGCGUUAUUCGUCACAGAGCAGACAACCAUGUCCUCCGCCGCAUGUCCUGGUCCUCCACAUUCAGUUCUGGUCAAUGAUGUUACUGCUCCAUAGACCAUUCAUCCCGAAGGGCAUGCGUUCUAGAACCCCUCCCUCUGCUUCCUCAGCGGACGACACAGUGCCCUGGAAGUCCUACGAUUUCUGUCAGGGCGCUGCUUCCCACAUCAGCGCCUUCGCUACGCUGUUCAAUCGCUACUAUGACAUCCGUUGGGCCCCUCCAUUGAUCUCCUCGACUAUUCAAAGCGCAGGGCUUUUCCCUAGACUUGUUGAUGUAUGGCCUACUGCCGCUCGGGUGGCGGAUCUCCUCCGAGGCGCCGGAGUGCAGAUAGCAGUGGCAUUGACCGAACCCGCCGGUCCAUCGCGGAAACGACCUGUUGAGAUUGUACUCGAGGAGUACACUGAUGAAGCUGCAGACGCCGCUGAAGCGUCGCAGAUGGUCGCCUCCGAUGUGCCCUCCGAUAGGUAUGCCGAGGGUUCUCACUUACGUCCUAUGCCAGCUGCUGUGCCGCUCCCUCAGCCGCAGCCGCAUCAAGACCCUCAGUACGGCCCCAACUUCAUGGCGGCCCUUCUCGGUCCGGACUACACUCCGGCAGCGUCUGUCGCUCCCGGAUACGACUGGUGGCCACUGCCGCUCAUGAUGCCGUCACAAUCGUUCACUUUUACUCAGGAGCAGUUCUCGCAAGACUUCUUACAAGGAAUCCGCGAUCCCGUCUUGCACUUCCCUGGCCCUCCAACAUAUCCCCUCCGUUGAUUCUUAUCAGUUUUCGGUAUUGACUCCUUACACUGCUUCGUUACAGGUUCAAGCACACCUUGAUGUGGAUCAGGAUUUAAUGUAGCUAUAGUUUUCAGGUCGUUGCGCUGUCGAGAUAGAACGCCAAUCUCUGUCCGGUGACGUUCAAGCGAUCUGUGAUCGUCUGCUUUACAUGGACGUUUAUGCCCAACUAAAGGAG